Molecule: messenger RNA, 4752 nt
Organism: Numida meleagris (helmeted guineafowl)
Lineage: Eukaryota; Metazoa; Chordata; Aves; Galliformes; Numididae
Product: olfactory receptor 52B2-like
Exons: 2
Coding region: 608-1582 (324 amino acids)
Biological process (GO): G protein-coupled receptor signaling pathway
Cellular component (GO): membrane
Molecular function (GO): olfactory receptor activity; G protein-coupled receptor activity
Source: RefSeq, a predicted model, not a curated record
CCGGGCAGAGACCUCUGCAGCUGUUCUGCAGCAUGACCACACCAACGCGGUGCUCGCGGCCGCUUCGCUCUUCGUAGAUCAUUGACCGCGGGUUGCAGUCAGAGGGAGGAACCCCUCCCACGGAGGCAGGGGCUCUGCAGGCAGAGUGGGAGGCUGUUUGGGAGGUGUCAGGGCACAGGGAGCCAGCAGGGACCCAGUGGGGUAGCGCAGGGCCCGUGGUGCUGGCUGUGGGCGUGCAGGCUGCUCCACUGUGUGCCGGCAGGACACAGCCUGCGCGCAGCGAGUGGGAGCGCAAUGCAAAUGGUGGAGGGCAGGAAAUGCCUUCACUCACCUGUGGGCUCACCUGUGGUUAAUCUUUAAUGCAGGGCAGUUUGAAUGCCCACAGAACGCCACAGAUCCUGCUGUGGUUCGGGAGGGGAAGGUUUAACCACGGCCCUCGGCCAUGGGGGGGGACCCACGCUGCGCCCAUCGGGGCUGAGAGCUGGGAGCUGGGCUGACCCUGCGGGAUGCGUUGUGCAGCACCGGCGUUUGGGCAAGCAUUCCUGCUUGAAAGGAGCAGGAAGCAGCGAGCUGACAGAACGGGGCUGACGCCGGGAGCAGCGGCACCAUGUACGAGCUCAAUGAAAGCAGCUUCGACCCCAUCACCUUCGUCCUGACCGGUAUCCCGGGCAUGGAGGAGUCCCACAUCUGGAUCUCCGUCCCUUUCUGUCUGAUGUACAUCACCGCGGUGCUCAGCAACUCCGUCCUCCUCUUUGUCAUCGCCACGGAGAGGAGCCUCCACGAGCCCAUGUACCUCUUCCUCGCCAUGCUGGCCGUGUCCGACCUGAUGCUUUCGACCACGACGGUGCCCAAAAUGCUGGCCAUCUUCUGGUUCAGCGCCAGAGAGAUUUCCUUCGACGCCUGCAUCACUCAGAUGUUCUUCACUCACUUCAGCUUCAUCGUGGAGUCGUCCGUCCUGCUGGCCAUGGCCUUCGACCGCUACGUGGCCGUGUGCGACCCGCUGCGCUACGCGUCCACGCUGACCCCCUCGGUGAUCGGGAAGAUUGCGCUGACGGCCGUGCUCCGGGGCUUCUGCAUCAUGUUCCCUCCCAUCUUCCUGCUGAAGCGGCUGCCCUACUGCGGACACAACGUCAUGCCCCACACCUACUGCGAGCACAUGGGCAUUGCCCGCCUGGCCUGCGCCGACAUCAGGGCCAACGUGUGGUACGGGCUGACCACGGCGCUGCUCUCCUCGGGGCUGGACGUGGUGCUCAUCGCCAUCUCCUACGGGCUCAUCCUCAGGACCGUCUUCCAGCUGCCGUCCCCUGAGGCUCGCCUCAAAACCCUGAGCACCUGUGGCUCCCACCUCUGUGUCAUCCUCAUGUUCUACAUGCCCGCCUUCUUCUCCUUCCUCACGCACCGCUUUGGCCACAGCAUUCCGGGCCACGUUCACAUCCUCUUGGCCAACCUCUACGUCGUGGUACCACCGAUGCUCAACCCCAUUGUGUACGGGGUGAGGACGCGGCAGAUCCGCGAGCGCGUGGCCCGCCUGCUGUGCCCUGCGGGGCAGUGUCCCCGUCCUGGCUGCGGGAGCCGCUGCUGAGUGAAAGGGGACAGGGGAUGGGGUCUGGGAGGCAGUGCGAGGUGUGGUGGCACUUCUCCCCUCUUGGUAAUGGGUUUGUCCACGAAGCUCUGGAGAAGCUGAGGGGAUUUUGGAAAUGUGGGCUUGGCCCAUCAGCCCCUUCAUCGUUACUGCCUUCUCCUGGAGAUGCUGCUCCUGAGUGCUCCAUCCAGCAGAGAUGGGACACGUGGGUUGGAUGAGGAAAUGUCCAUUACUCCACAAUGUCCAACACCAGGCUCAAGACUCUGAGACGAACUGCAGGCAGACAACAGUCUCAUAAAUCCUCGCAUCCCACAGAGACAUUUUUUUCUUUACAAAAGCGUUGCACAGCAAAGCAGAGCUCAGUGUAAUGUGCACGUCCGUUCCCGCCCGUACUGCUGUUUGGUCACCCACCACUUUGUUGCUGUACAUUCAGUUUAUCCUCCAGCACCAGGAGAGCUCUGUCCAACAUGUUCUCAUUCCUCACACUGGUCUAUGGACCAGUUGUACCAAUAAUACUGUGUUCUGCCUGAAGCUGGUGGCAAUCUGCCUCAGUGCAAAGAUGCAGAGUGAGCACCAGAUGUAUCUGGAGCUUCUCAGUCCCCUGGAAGCAUCUCAGCCGUGGCUCUGCCUGCCCAGCUCCCGUCCCCGGGGGAAGCACAGUGGUCCUUUCAUCCGCAUCCCUCCGCCUGGAGCUCUGCAUAGUGUUACUUAGGUGAGUGGGAUUGCUCUGCUCUCUCGUCCUGAUGGCGGGGUCCCCGUGACCAUUCUGGCUCAGAGGUUAAGUGCCAGAAUUUCCAGCAACCAUGGGAUGAAAAAGAGUAGGGAAUGCACCAGAGCCUGGAGACCUUUCCUUCAUCUUUCCUUUGUGUUUUUCUGGGUGGGGAGUUGAGAUAAAGGCUUACCUCUCCCCCCUGCAUCAUUCCUGCUCUCUGCUCCAUGCCUCCCACACCUCACUUGGAGGCAGCUCAGGGGCUUCCUGGGGCCUGGCCAGUGAAACCAUCCUCAUCUGGGCAGCAACCACAGCCUUCCGAAUGCAGUGAUUUGGGAACUGUGUCUGCAGGCCGAUCCUGCAGCCCCGCUCCCACAGCAGUGCCAGGAGCCGGGACGCUCUGCUCCGUGUUGGCUGUGAGACCCAAGGAUCCGUCUGACGUGGUGGUGCCAGGGGGCACGAGACGGAGCAGGAUGAGAUGAGCAGGGCUACAGCAACCCAACCCAACCCAACCCAACCCAACCCAACCCCUGCUCCGCUCUGGGCCUCCCAGCGACACCGCUGCAAGUUCAAGAGAAGAAGGAGAGAAAGAGAUCCACAGUUUCAGAACUAAAAUAAUAAUUUCAUAAUAGUAAUUCAUGGCACUGUCAGCACAUUUCUUUUUUCUUUGUGUUUUUUUUCUUUUUUUCCUUGUACUUUCAUCAAAGCUGGGAAGCCCGUGACAGGCACAAGGGAAAUGAACGUCUGUUCACUAAGAGCUGUUUGCUUAGCAGCAGUGAUAAGAGGGCUGGUGAAAACGCUGCUCGUAUUGCUGUAAUCAAAACAUUUUUGUAUCUCUCUUAGCAAAGAGUGUUUACAGAGAGCGGCCCACGUGGCCUCUGAUAGGACACGGCACUUUAUUGAAAGCAGCAAGUCAGGAGAGCAAGAGCGUGAAUACAUUCAGGCUGCAGUGAGAUGCUCUGGGGUUUUCAGGGCUGUCACAGCAGCACGGAGGUUGGGGUGAGAUCCUGAGUGCUUUGCUGAGUCAGGCCCCCCCCAGCCCUGCCUUCCUGCCUCAAGCAUGAGCUGCUUGGCAAACCUUCUGCUGAAGAGCUUCUCCUGAAAGGUUCCUGACCGGCUCGAGUGGCAGCUGACCACCAUCCAGAUUCACUGUCACAGGACAGUUCAGCUCCAUGGAGUGGCAGCUCUAGGGUUAUUCCUGCUGCCUUCUCUGCUUCCCUUUUGUUGCCUCUCCUCAUUGGUGAACUCAGGCAUGUACUUACCUCUAAGCACAGCAGCAGUUCGGCCACCAGUGGGUGUGCUCGGGGCACACAGGUUGGAGUGUGUUGCUGGCAGUGCCCCUCUUAUCAUUUCCCGUCCCGGAGUUGGGGAACAGUGGGACCCACAGAGCAAUAGACCCAGCUUCAAAGAGCUUCCAAGCCAAGCGUUGGAAAAUACAUAGAGAACAAUGAUAACAGGAGAGUGCUGGCCCACGUGCUGGGUCUCAGCAUCCCAGAGGCCAGAAGAACAGCACCGUGCUCAGGACCUGCUGGCACUGGGACCAGUCCAGUUCGUGGGAACAUCUCAGGGGAAGGCAUCCCUGCAGGAACCACAGUGUCACCCAGCUUUAGCAGCCAGCCAGGUUGGGGUGGGUUCUGUGUGUACUGGGAGGGUUCAUGGCAGGGAUUCUGCUGCUCCUCUGGGUUUCCAGGAACAGCUGAAUCUGAGGAGCAGCCCUCAGUCCCGGAUGGAGGUGGUGGCUGGGUCAGGGCACGGAUUUCAUGGGAAAAUGUCCCCGGGUCAAUGAGUCACUAGCUCAGCAAUUAGUGCCCACAGGAGCAUGCAUAAUGGGGUAUUAGCCAGUCGGUCAGGAAGAUUUAUAUUUACAACAUGGUUAAAAUGUGAGCUAAAUAACUUGCAUGAGCUGUGAAGCCAGAUCUUGUGCACUUUGAGUUUCUUCCUCUUGAAAGACCGAGUGGUUUCCUUUGGCUCCGUCCACGUGCGCUGUUUGUAGCCGUGUCUGAACUGCCGGGCCCCUUUCCUGGGGAGGAGGAGGGGAUUUUGGCUGAAGUUGUUUCACAGCUUCAAGCACUUUGGGACAUGGGUGGGAGUCGGUGGGUUCUCUGGAAGUGAUGCUGCUCUGCCUUCAGUGAGCGCUUGGCCCGGCACAGCCCGUGUGGUGCUUCAGGUCCGAGCUGUGAGCGGGGAUGCUCUGCAGCUUCAGUGAGUGCUUCACUGGAGGGAGGUGGAGAUCAGCAUAGUGUACAGCGUGAACAAAGCCUGAAGUGUUCAUGUUCAAGUACCACAUUUACAUUCCUUUCCACCGCUGUCUGCAAUAGCGCUUUAUUAAUUGUUCUUCAUCUGUGUGCCGCUGUGGGUAAUGAAUUACAGUAGCAAUGCUUAAUGAUCUCACUGCAUCUCAAUGCCAUCAUCACUGUGUCUUAGUGAAUGUUAAUUAACAAAAAUCCCCCGUGCACCUUCU